AUGCCUUCUAAGAAUAGCCAUAUAAAUGGCGUUGGUACCGAUCACCAAGAAGCACAUGAUACAUCAAAAUCUCACGAGGAUGUCCCCGCAUGUCAGUCUUGCCGAAAGAAAAAGGCUCGCUGCAGUCGGGCUCAGCCAUGUUCAGAAUGCAUUCGCUUUAAUACUGACUGUGUAUACGAUGAGCGGCGAAUGAAACCCGGCCUUCGUGCUGGCGCAGUAGACCAACUUUACCGGCGAAUUGAAACACUAGAAAACAUGUUUCUCGGUCAGGAAAUGCUUUGGCAACAUAUAUGGAAGACAUUUUAUCCAAAAGGCUCCCUCUCCGAGUCUAGCCAAGAGCGACCAACUGAUAUCACAAGCUUGGCUCGGCGGCGAGAUGAGCUUCAAUGUGCUUUAAUUCGUGCGUCUUCGCCCUCAAGUCACAGUAACGAGAGCCGAGUCGACACGAAUGCCGGGGUAGGCUCACGUCCCGCAAAGCGACGACGCUGCGAGUCAGCUAAUGUAUCCGCUGGACGAAUGAAUAUCGACGGUGAUUUUAUAUCAACCGAGGUUGUCACAGAACUAGUGGACUUUUACUUCCUCAACAUCCACCCAUGGAUACCGAUGCUUGAUGAGGAAAGAUUCCGGACCUGUGUGAAAUCUCUAGAUGAAAGCCGGGGGAUUCAUUGUAUACUUCACGCCGUCAUUGCUGUCUGCGCACGAUUUUCUCAAAGUGAGAGCCUAGGCGACGAGGCCAGAAAAGUAGAUAUUGCUAAGAAAAGCCGACAGAAGGCCAUCUUGGAUGGUAUGGAGACAUUUUCGAUAGAAAACUUGCAGGCUCUGGUGAUUAUUGCGUUUGAUACUAUCGCCUGUGGGCGUGGACCUUCAUCAUGGUCAAUGGUCGGAAGUAUGGUUGGCACGGUUGAGCAAUUGCAACUAAGCAUUGAAGAAGAUGAACUGUACAAUACAAAAAAUUCUGGUGAGAUUCUCAUACAGCGUAUGGUAUUUUUGACGCCAUCAAGCUCUUGGAGUGAAGCCGAGGAGCGCCGGCGGGUGUUCUGGACAGUUUUCUUAAUGGAUAGAUUUUGCAGUGUAUCCACAGGCUGGAAGAUGAGUCUAAAUAUGACUGAUGUGAAGCGUCGUCUUCCGUGUGAGGGAAGCAUCUGGGCAAACCAGAGAGAAGUUCAAGCUCCAUUUUUUGGAAUCUCGGACUCAAAGGAUACUGAGUCAACUAGUUCGCUUCUUUCAGACAGUCGAGGGUUGAUAAACUCGGAUGCAGAGGACUCUAUCGGCGGUUUUGCUUAUAAUAUCGAAGCCACCGAGUCCCUCGCCCUGGUGACAAAAUUCUUCCUUCAUCAUGCGAUUAAGGUUACGGACACUGAAAAAGCUAGAAUUUGGUUGAUGAAAUUCAAAGAACUUGAUCUGCGGCUCAUUCAGUGGAAAUUGUUUCUGCCUCCGAAAUGGCAAGAGGCAUCUGUGCUUAAUUCUGACGGUUUCAUGGAUCCCAAUCUGACAUUGGCGCAUAUCACACACAACACCGCCGUUAUCUUACUACAUCAAGGAAUUGCUUAUCCACCAUCUCAUUGGCAGACAUGCUCAAUAAAAUUGCCGUCUACUUCAUCAGCAGAAACGUGUUUGGAGGCAGCUUCCGAGAUCGCCACCAUUGGACAGCAGUUUCUGGCAUUCUCUUCUAUCUUCACCAACCCUCAAUUUUCUUUCUGCCUCUUCAUCGCUGGAAGAGUGAUUCUAGCCCAUGCAAGAUAUUAUCAAGUCAUUGUUCCUUCAGCCUUCAAUGAUCUAAUUUCUAGUCUUCUCGAGAUCUCCAGGCGAUGGACCGGGUUUAAGGAGACCGCAAUUUCCGCUGACGACAACAUCGCCUCAAUUUUCGCCAAGAGGCUUAUCGAGGCUCACGAUACCUCGGCUGCUGCUCCUGGCCCAAGCCUCGAUAUUAGGCAGACGGUUUACUCAGAUCAAUAUGGGGAGCAGGACACGCAUGGACUUUCCAUCGGUACAUUACCACCAAGGAAUAUCCUUCUCCAGUCAAGAACACCAAUUGCACAUCCCCGUGCCAUAAGCAAACACCAACUUCAAGAAACCUACGAAAAAGAUCCAUUCAGUCUGGCUUUCCCACCGCUCCCGCCAGCCUUUAGUCUUGACUUUCCUGUUUUUUCCCAAUCAGACUCACUCUCACUAUAUACACAAUCAGGUGAUUAUCAAGCGCUAUCACCGCUAGGGAUACAGUCAUAUGAGCAACAAAUUAAUCAUUGCCAUGGUCAUACUGCUCCACUUGGGGAUUGCACUACUAAUUCUCAUGAAAAUCCGUCUCAUGUCUUUCAUCUUACACCCAGUCCUCACGAGAGAAUAAGUCGCUAUGGUGGAGAGCAUGUUGAGAACCGAACCUUGAACAAAGGUCCAAGGAAUAUAUCUACGGGAUGA
Penicillium taxi is the source of this 2415-nucleotide messenger RNA. RefSeq lists its product as uncharacterized. Gene Ontology annotation, cellular component: nucleus. Lineage: Eukaryota; Fungi; Ascomycota; Eurotiomycetes; Eurotiales; Aspergillaceae. The transcript has 3 exons. Gene Ontology annotation, molecular function: DNA-binding transcription factor activity, RNA polymerase II-specific; zinc ion binding; DNA binding. Gene Ontology annotation, biological process: regulation of DNA-templated transcription; DNA-templated transcription. The record is from RefSeq and is a predicted model, not a curated record. The coding region runs from base 1 to 2415 and encodes 804 amino acids.